GCGGCACAUUACGCGUCAGAAUUUGGGCACGUCGAUCUUCUGCGGACUCUAAUUGAACACGGAUCAAAUGUUUUUACAGCAGAUGGGAAAGGUCGAUCACCUCUUCACCUUGCGGCAAGAAAGGGGCAUGAUGCAGUCGUCAGUCUUCUGCUAGAGAAAGGCGCAGACGUCAAUGCACGAAACUACGAACACCAAACCCCCCUUCAUGAAGUAACCGCUUCCGGGAACACGAUCAUUCCUUGGUUAUUAAGAGGGGCUGGGGGAGAUAUCCACGCAGCUGACAAGGACGGGGCAACGCCACUUCACAUCGCAGCAAAGAGAAGUUCCGCACAAAUGAUAGAU
Messenger RNA from Lindgomyces ingoldianus, 342 nucleotides. RefSeq names its product ankyrin repeat protein. The transcript has a single exon. Gene Ontology annotation, molecular function: protein binding. The record is from RefSeq and is a predicted model, not a curated record. NCBI's taxonomy places the organism in Eukaryota, Fungi, Ascomycota, Dothideomycetes, Pleosporales, Lindgomycetaceae. Gene Ontology annotation, cellular component: cytoplasm; nucleus. The annotation marks the transcript as partial.